Molecule: messenger RNA, 342 nt
Organism: Alligator sinensis (Chinese alligator)
Lineage: Eukaryota; Metazoa; Chordata; Crocodylia; Alligatoridae
Product: calcium/calmodulin-dependent 3',5'-cyclic nucleotide phosphodiesterase 1C-like
Exons: 4
Coding region: 19-342 (107 amino acids)
Source: RefSeq, a predicted model, not a curated record
AUACAAACUGGCAGGAUCAUGACAGAGCCAAGCAGUAGAAAAGAAGGAUUUAAAAAAUGCCGGAGUGCCACUUUCAGCAUCGAUGGUUUUAGCUUUACAAUUGUUGCAAAUGAGACAGGCGACAAAAAUGCUCGACCUCUUUCACGAUUUGCUCGGUCAAAGUCACAAAACUGUCUGUGGAAUACCAUUAUUGGUGGGCUUACGGGUAAUCUCAAAGAAAGGCCAAAGCCAACAAUCAUCAGUGACCCUCGGCCUCCAGAAGAAAUCUUAGCAGAUGAGUUACCACCAGUGGACAGUCCUGAAGCAUUAGUGAAAACAUCUUUCAGGUGGGAUCAUAAAUAG